This is a messenger RNA of Exophiala mesophila, 2302 nucleotides long. RefSeq lists its product as uncharacterized. The record is from RefSeq and is a predicted model, not a curated record. Bases 181 to 1863 code for a protein of 560 amino acids. Gene Ontology annotation, molecular function: phosphatase activity. Gene Ontology annotation, biological process: dephosphorylation. Lineage: Eukaryota; Fungi; Ascomycota; Eurotiomycetes; Chaetothyriales; Herpotrichiellaceae. The transcript is spliced from 3 exons.
CUUUAAACUUCUCCCACCGUCCACCGUCUUUUCCUCUUGCAACAUCAACCCGUCUUCCGACCAAUUCAUUGAGAGUAGUGCUUCUCUCAUGGAGCUUGACCUAUCUGUCUUAUUCCUGCACGCAUCUCGCGUCUUUGUCGCACCUGCCACCUGCUCCGGCGCCUGCCAUUCAAAUCCAACAUGACAUCGUUGGUACCCCGCUCUGCCUAUUCCAAGGACGAGCUCAACAACCUCUACCCUGACGACCUCGAGUUACGUCUGGUCCAGGUAUUGCUGAGACAUGGGGAGAGAGCUCCAGUCUCGGUCCGCUUCGGCAAUGCUGGACUUCCUGCAUACUGGCCAUAUUGCAAUGCCGCUCAACGCAUACGAUCCGUUGCCUUGACACCAGAAGACACUAGUCAAUGGAAUUCCCUUCAGUGGAGAAGAAGACUCGAAACCUUUGGGAAGGAUGACGGUCCGACCAUUGCCUCAGGACCGGCUGGUGAGGUCGAUGGGAUUUGUCAGCUGGGAGAAUUGACCGAUAAAGGACGAGAGACCACCUACGAAUUGGGCCGUCGCCUACGCCACCUCUAUGUUGAUCAGCUUCGUUUCAUGCCUCAAUUGAUAGCCAACGCAGACCUCAUCUACCUCCGAGCCACCGCCGUUCCCCGAGCACUCGAGUCGGUCCAACAGGCAUUUUGGGGCAUGUAUCCAUUGACCUCUCGCACUGCCACUUUCCCGGCUCCUACCAUUGUCACUCGGACAUUUCAAGACGAGACCCUCUUUCCCAACGAUAGCAACUGUCGAAGAUUCGCCCAGUUGUCCCGCGCAUUCGCUCAACGGACCGCCGACCGCUGGAAUGACUCGGAAGAGAUGGCUCAUGUGUCCAAAAUGGUUGGCAAGUGGAUGCCUGACGGAGCAGACAACAAGGUGGCCGUGGACUCUCAUCCCAGACUGUCAGGGCUCAUGGAUACUAUCAAUUCCACCCUCGCCCAUGGAAGAGAGACACGCUUGCCCAAAGAAUUUUAUGACGAAAAGGCACGUGCCAUCAUCGACAAGAUUGCUGUCGAGGAGUGGUUCUCUGGCUUCUAUGAGAAUCUCGAAUACCGCACCUUGGGUAUCGGAGGACUCGCUGGUGACAUUGUAGAACGAAUGACUUCCAAGAUUGAGGGUGCCGGCCUCUCUAUCAAUGAGAUUGGUGGCGAGAAUGGUCGUCCAGGUAUUGGCCGUGGUGGUGAAAAGGGAGUUCGCUUCGCCAUGUCUGGCUGCCACGAUACCACUCUGGCCGGCCUGCUGACUAGCCUGGGGGCGUUUGACGGGGAAAAUUGGCCUCCUUACAGCAGUCAUAUUGCAAUUGAGCUCUUCCGCAAAAAGGAUCCCAAUUCGAUUUCAUCAGGUUCUAGCUCAGAUGCUACAUUCCUCUCCGAGACAAGACCCGCGUCAACCGAACCAAAAGGAGAAUAUCGCCCUGGAGCGAUAGCAUCACUCCUCGGCUUACGUUCUGCUUCUAGUUCAGAUCCUUCCUCCACUUCCCAGUCUUCGAAUACACACUCGGGGAAAUCUCCUGCCCGAACUCCAAAGUUCAAGGACCUCAUCGCGCGCAAACCAUACAAGGAUUUGUCAGGCUCGCAGAAGGAUCGUCUCGAGCCAUAUUAUGUCCGAAUUCGAUACAACGAUAAGGUGAUGAAGGUCCCUGCAUGUGCCGAACCAGGAAAUCACUAUGAAGGCGAUGAUUCUUUGUGCACCUUUGAAGCCUUCAAGCGCGUUGCGGAUAGCUUCGUUCCACUGAACUGGAAGUCUCAAUGUGCCUCGAACCUGAAUCAGAAAAUUGCAGCUCUGGAUGGACCAGCCGAGCCUGCUGGCCAGAUUGACGAUGGCUUCUGAGCUCGAACCCGCAGCCCUGACCCUCCCAUCAGACUGCAGCACAAGUCAUCUCUGGCGGGCUUGUUGCAGACACGCGGGCUCUGAUGACCACUUCAGGUUCCAAAAUAUUAAGGCAUCUCCAAUGUCUUCCCAAAAGUGUGAUUUCACAUAUUAGAUUAUGGGGUUUUCUCCCGUACCAAAUAGAUACCGGCGCCGCAUUGGACCAAAAGUAGCCCAAGGCCUUAAUAAUGUAAUCAAGCGGGAUGAUCACUCUGGCCUUAAGUAACUGGAAGGAUAGAUUGUCGAGGCUGAACACUUGUCAGAGUGUGAUAUAUUGCACGUGAUCACGCGUUUCUUCUUGACGCGUACCUGCGACGCGUCCAACGCAAAUGAAUGGAGAUGAUAACUGUUGGAGAAAACUGGGUUACUACAUAUUACAAGAUGUCUGGCGAUAUGAAAG